Molecule: messenger RNA, 2489 nt
Organism: Myzus persicae (green peach aphid)
Lineage: Eukaryota; Metazoa; Arthropoda; Insecta; Hemiptera; Aphididae
Exons: 1
Coding region: 384-2489 (701 amino acids)
Source: RefSeq, a predicted model, not a curated record
AAUUAUCUUAGUCCGUACUCCGUGGUCUUAUAAACCAAAACUAAUAUUAUUAGUGAUUCUGUCGAUUUUUUUAUCGGUUUUGAUGAACGUCAUACGUAUUACGUAGCUCUUGGACAUUUUUUCAAUCUCAUUAUUUUGUUAAUUUGUUUCAUCAUCAAGUAUACUCGUAAUCGUGGUAAGUACCAACCAAUAUCAAAAUAAUAUUGUGUAGAAUUCUAUUUUAUUUCAUCCCUAUUUUUUUUUAGUCCUACUGUUAGUUAAUUCGAUAUCAGUUGACAGUAGUACCUACAGUGAUUACUUUGUUCUGAUUACUUUGUAUACAUUUUUUUAUAUUAUUGUAGCUAUUUUUACGUUUUAUCAUUUUUCAACUGUAGAUUGUGAAAAUGACGCUAUGCUCUGUUUUUAAUUGUAAUGAAAGAAGUGAAAAGCAAUCUUCAUCUGGAGUUCAUUUUCAUGUCUUUCCUUGUCGAUCCAAAUCACCUACUAGGUUUCGAAGUUGGGUCAAUUAUUGUAAACGAAAAAACUUUAAUCCUGGUAAUGGCGCGAGAAUUUGCUCAAAGCAUUUUAAGACAGAAGAUUAUAACCAGUCAGAUUUAUUACGACAACAAUUAAUGCCAAAUAUAAAAGUCAAAGUAAAACUUAACGCCAAUGCUGUUCCUACGGUUCCUCAAAAUACACCUUCUACUUCAAAUUCUUCAAAUUUAUCCGAACGAGAAAAGAGAAAAAGAAAAAAAGAAAAAAAACAAAUUAUAUCUUCUAUUAUGACAAGUACACCAAAAAAGUUAAAGCCCUCAUUUGGGUCUUUUGAAAAUAGUGAAUGUGAAUCUAGUGAUGUUGAUGAAGUAGAAGGCGGUAAUUUAGUACCGAUUACAAAUGAAUCAUUUAUGGUUGGUAAAAAAAACGAGAUCGGUAUACAAUGUGAAUUAGGUAGUGAAGUAUUAAAAAGUCACCAUGAUUUAUCAUUAAAUUUAUCACUUGAUGAGUUUUCAACUUCGGAGGAUGAAAGUUUUGAAGUUUAUGAUGAGGACAUCGAAGAACUUCAAACUGUAAAAAAUACCAUAAAGAAAUCUAAAGAAAUAGAACAUGAUUCGUGUUACAUUAUUUUCUGGGAGUCUUUGUCAAUUUUAUUUACACGUUGUCAUUACUGUAAUGCUAAAGUGGAAAAUAUUCAUAGUUACACCAAGGGAGCAAUGUUGGCUGUACAAACUAUAUGUGAAAAUAGACAUAUUUUCAAAUGGACGUCUCAACCAUUAUCUGAUAAACGUCUUGUAGGAAACAUUUUAAUGGGAGCUGCUUUAACAUUAUCGGGUGUAUUAUUUAAUCAAAUGAAAACAUUUUGUUCAUCUUUAAAACUUGCAUUUUUUUCAAGAACAGUUUAUGAUAAAAUCAUUAACAACUAUACAGCACCUGUAAUAAAACUAAUUUGGGAUCAACACAGACAAAAUAAUAUAAACGAACUAAAAACAGGUACAAGUAUUUGGUUAGCUGGUGAUGGUCAAUUUGACUCCCCCGGUUUUUGCGCCAAGUACUGCACGUACUCAGUCAUGGAUGUCCGAAGCUCCAAAAUAAUAGAUUUUAAAAUUACUCAAAAAGGAAUGGUCCAGGGUGACUUAGAAAAAAAAGCAUGUGAAUCACUACUUCAAGAACUUGAAAAAAACGACGAUUGUAACAUUAAUGUAUUUUUAACAGAUCGACACAAGGGAAUUCGUUGUUAUAUUCGAACACAUCAUCCGAACAUCGAACAUGAGUUCGAUGUUUGGCACUUAUCAAAAAGUUUGACAAAACGACUAAAAACACUAGAAAAAAAUCAUCCUAGUGCCUUUAUGUGGAAAACGAGUAUAAUAAACCACUUGUGGUGGUCUGCUCAAACGUGCAAUGGUAAUGGAUCUGUAUUAGUUGAAAAAUUUACAUCAGUUUUGUAUCACAUUUCAAAUAUUCAUCAGUGGAAUGAUAAUGGCCAGAUAAAAAAAUGUGAGCAUGAUCCACUCACCGACGAAGAAAUAAAAAAUAAACUUUGGAUUCAUAAAAAUAGUGAUUCAUAUUUUGCGUUAAAAAAAAUUAUCACCGCCAAAGAUUUAUUGAAAGAUUUACCUCAUGCUAAACAUUUCAUUCACACGGGCCGCCUAGAGUCAUACCACAACACACGUUUAAAGUAUAUGCCAAAACGUAUACAUUUGAAGUACGAAGGCAUGUAUAUUCGAUCAAUAAUUGCUAUUUUAGAUCACAACAAUAAUACCGACAAAAAAAUAGUUGGAGAUAAAAUGGUUUAUUCCAAACCUCUAGGACGGUAUACAAUAAAAAAUACGUAUGAAAACACGGAAGGAAAUUGGAGAAUAGACAUUAUGAAGAAGGUCCGUUUGAUGGCGAUAGAAGGUUCUUCGGGACCACUGAAACUACCAGAAAAAAAUUUAAUACCAAAAAAUAUUGUACAGACACCAAAGCCAGAUAUUGAAGAAUUAAAAUCAAAAAAGUAUUCUAGGUUUAAGUAA